AUGAUGCGACCUGAUCUUGCUCCAGCCGAUUCGUCUCUUGCAAUCACUGUAAAGGCAGCAACCGCAUCCAAAGAUGCCUCGCCAUGGAAUCUCUUUGAAAAGGCAUCAGUGAUCGAUGUGUCCGCCAACAAGCAAUGGAUUGCAUAUAUUACUGAGGAUGCUACAGACAAUUCCAAGUACCUGAACAUUCGCAGAUUCAAGAUACCAAACACUGUCAACGGGCCUGGUUCAUCAGGCACAGGUCGAGUCGAUUCGCAUUCAACACAACUAUCUAGCUCCAGUUCCGAUGAUCCCGAGAGAUUUGAUCUCACAAAAUACAUUAAAAAGGACAAUCACUUCUACUACUUUCUAUCUAUAUCGCGUACUGGCAAGCGUGUGGCUCUGUCUUUUAUCAAGUUGACCGAGUAUGGAGAGGCUGAGACAACUCAAGAAAUACAAAAUCCUGACACCAUCAUCUUUAAGGUUGGGACCGCUGAUAAUCGUAUCCGCAAAGCAAAGCGCAUCAAGUUUCAGGGCAGAGCUGUGUUUCUCAAGAAUGGAAAUCUAGCUCUUAUCAACAAGCAGGUGCUGGAGAUUUACAAUUGUCAAAAACGCUAUGAAAAGAUUCACUGGUUUAAUUUGUAUCCUCUGACCGCUACCCGAGGAAGAAUGACUCAUGAGGGUAUUGUUGGUCUGGAAUCGCUCAUCAAGACUUCCUAUGUCUAUUUUGAUCCUCACAAGAUCCAUUCAGCAGCUGAUCUCAAGGACAUUAUCCGUAUAUCCAAGCAUAUAAGACAUAAUGUUCUGACAACUACCUACCAUGAUUAUGUCUCUCGUGUUUGGUCUAUCACUGAAGAUGGCGUUCGACUGACAUCGUUUCAUUCACUAUCAAUGGAGGAGAUAAUGGCAUUCUCACUGGACUACAAGUAUUUAGCUACCUUUGUGGAGAAGGACAAAUCGAUCAACGUGUACAAUGUCAAGAGCGGGCUUGUUGUCAGUAGGUUAAAGCAAGGCGAUGCAGUGCCACCAAGCACUGUAGAUGCUGACAGCAAUAAUAAUUUUCAAUUAUACGUGUGCUUCUGUCAUAAAUCGCAGUAUUUAGCCACGGUGUCUAUUAACAAACUGAAAGAGACAGACAGUAGCACUGGAAACAACGCUUUGAUUACCUUUCAAGUGUGGAAUAUCAUGCCUGAGAAAUCCGUCUACUAUGCCACUGAGCAGAUACGCGUUGACUGGGACAUGCAAGACAAAUGUAUUCAGCCAUUUGUCGACGAGGAGGUCAGAAAUCAGGUACCUGAGUUCAGAGCCGUCUAUUCUACAACUUCUACAAGCGGCAUGGUGGAAAUCAAAGUGAAAGAGUUGGAUAUCUUUAAUUCGCAAGUGUACAACAACCGUGAGCAAAAGAGCAAAGCCAUCAGUAGAAGCAGCAGCAAUACCGGCAUCAGCGGUAAUGUUCUUUGGCAAGAUGUUCCUUCUGCGCCCUCUUCCAGCACGCAAAUAACGAUUCAUGAAGAAAGGAGUUAUACCCCUGACUUGGACAAUGACCUGAAUGACUACAAUAGUUUGACAUGUUUUCAGCGCAAGGUUAAUGGAAGAUCCUACCUCCUUCGAUUUGGAAAGAAGACUGUGCAGCUAUGGCAGGUAUCAGCAUCGAAUACAGGCGGCAGGAUCACAGCAGAGGACAAGCUCAUCUAUAUACGCGCAUUUAAAACGCCCUUCUUUGGUUUCAAUGAUGCUUACAAAGACAUGUGGUCUCGUAAAGAGACAAAUGCAAAUGGCGACUCUGUCAACUGCUUCCAAGACAAGCAGGAGGGGCGUAUUGUCAUCAGUAUUACGCGUGAUAAAGGAACUGUGGACAAAUCUGCGCCAUAUGUUGGAGCAGCAGCAGCGGACUAUUCUGAUACUACAGAUAGUUUUGAAGACGUUGCUGAUGUACACCAUACAGUUGAGUUCUCUGGCCUUGAUACUAAACGAGAGGUUGAAUACGAAAACGACUGUCAUCACACGGAGGAAAUUUAUUUGCCUAUAGAAUACAUGAACAAUCCCAAUGAUACGUCCUUUAUAUAUGAAUACCACUAUGUUGAAAGCGCAUGUCAAGCAUUGCAUUAUCUGUGGGAAUGUACUCGAGCAAGGAGAGAGGCAAACCAAGGGGAGAUUCAGAGCAACAAUUUAGAAAUCAUCUUUGAGCAAACAAAGAACAUGGUCAAGAGAUCUAUCCGAAGCAUGCGGGGUCGCGAAUCAAAGUACUUUACAACCAUCUCUGGAAGCAACACACUGGCCAUACUUGCCUCAUUCGAGCUUGGACGCGAGAUUAUAUUUGACAUUAUUGAAACAGAAGAGCUGCCCAUCACACUAUUCAGCUAUGUUAGGUCCAGUUCAAGCCAAGCAGUUCCCGGAAAAACCAUGGACACGAGUGAAAAUGCACUGACUAUCCUUAUUGAAGAGUUUGAUUACGACUUGUAUGAAUUGAUGUUCAACAGGGUAAUUUUCUACUCAAAGCAAUUGGGAACUGGCUGCUUUUCUGCUGUUACCGAUGCAUUGAUUUUCUUGCAAGAGCGUGGAAACAGAGAUCUUUUACUUUCCAGCACGCAAAAAUUGUCCUAUUUGCAAAUUGACAAGAGGAUUCUCACUAUACUGGCAUCUGAAGUGGGAGAAGAAAUGCACAUGUCUACCUUGCACAAAGAUCUGGUGUCUGACCUGAGAGAUUUGGAGUCUCAUUCUACACGAGAGCAAGUAACAAAGUACAACAAUCGCUGGUUGUUGCAAGGUUGGCUGGAGCACGUAUUCUACUGGUGGUCGUUCUACGUUUCCCACUAUUUCAAACAAAAAUUUGGAAGAGUGUGGAGGCGAAUCAUAACUGAUAACUUUCUGGCCAAUUUCUUCAAGAAGGACACUACUAAAAUCAAUGGGAGUUUGAUCAAGCUUUGUAUUGUGCCACUGCCUCACUUUAAUUCCUACAGUGAUUUCCCGGAAGACAGAGACAAUAGACGUCAAUUGAUUCGAUGCAACACAACUGAACACACUCACACUCCAGAGCCUAGAGGAUAUCUUGCAAGAUGUCUGUCACGCUUGGGCUUAAAGAAGGACGAACAUGUAGACGAUACCACUGUGAUACCGUACAAGCCAGAAAGUGCCUUUAUCAGACUAGCUACAAAUCAGCAUGAAAACGACAUAUUUCAUCAAGGCGAUACCGUGCUUGAGGUGCUGCUUCAAUACAAGUGGGAGAAAUUUGCUCGCAAACGGUUCCUUAUGGUGUACUUGAUCUACCUUACCUACUACAUUUCUUAUUCGAUUGGUGUAUCGUUCCCUCGCGAAGUAUUUGGAUACGAAUUAGGGACUUCUAUAACCAACAACAAUGGUCAUCUUGCUUGUGUCAUCUUGAUGUUUAUCUCUGGAGGCAUUCUUUUGAUUCAAGAGGCUCAUCAACUGCUCAAAUCUCACAGCAAGUCGGCUUAUUUGGCAUCGCUGUACAAUAUCAUUGAUAUUGCAGCAUUUGUAUUCCCUGCUGUUACGUUCUGGCAAACAUUAGCUAACGCAGAUCAUCUGGCAAGUUGUUAA
Messenger RNA from Mucor velutinosus, 3537 nucleotides. RefSeq lists its product as uncharacterized. The record is from RefSeq and is a predicted model, not a curated record. NCBI's taxonomy places the organism in Eukaryota, Fungi, Mucoromycota, Mucoromycetes, Mucorales, Mucoraceae. The transcript has 3 exons. The coding region runs from base 1 to 3537 and encodes 1178 amino acids.